AUGUUUCUGUCAUUUACUCGUGGUUUUGCUUCGGGCAUUAUAGCAGCAAUUAUUGUUAUACUUGUUAUUUUAAAUGAAUCUUCAUAUCCCUUAUUUUUCAUGUCUCGCUUCACAAACACCAACCGAUCUCAAUCCUCAAAUAUGCAUCGAAUGGUUAAUAUUUCAUAUGAUAAUAAUCAAUUUUUUGUAUUUGAUGACGAAUCUCCUCUUGUUCGUACAUAUCUAGAUGUUGUUCGUGAUACCGUCUGCGGUUUAACUCUGCGCACGCGUGAAAGUUCUGUUAAUUUUUAUAAUCAAACACUUCCAUUGGAUAUCAAUCAACGAAUAAAAGGUUUGGACUGGCCUCUAAUUGGUAUUACUAUGGUUGGACAAAAACGUUUGAUAAAUAUCGAAUGGGCUUUAAGAUUUGUUAUUGCGAAUAAAAUUCCGGGUGAUUUCAUAGAAUGUGGUGUUUGGAGAGGUGGAAGUUCAAUAUUUGCUCGUGCCGUUCUUAAAGCAUUGAAUAAUAAUGAUAAACAUGUAUGGUUAGCUGAUUCAUUUCAAGGCUUACCGAAAGCACGAACAAAGAAUGAUAACGAUAUUUGGUCGAUAAUGGAAUAUUUGAAGGUUUCGCUCGAAGAAGUGCAAACAAAUUUUCGUUCAUUCAAUUUACUUGAUGAUCAUGUUCAUUUUUGUAAAGGAUAUUUUGUUGAUUCACUUCCAAGCUGUAAUAUUUCUGAAAUAGCAGUUCUUCGAAUGGAUGGGGAUAUGUAUGAAUCAACUAUGGAUCAAUUAUUUAAUUUAUAUUCCAAAUUACAAAUAGGUGGUGUUAUUAUAAUAGAUGACUAUGCAAUUCAAGAAUGUAGUCGAGCUAUACAUGAUUUUCGGAGUUGGCAUAAUAUAACAGAUGAAAUCCAAUCAAUACCAGAUGAUCAAACAGGUCGUUACUGGAUAAACAGGCAAAAGAUUAAAAUACAACGUAAUCGAUAUAUAUCACUUUUAUCUUCAACAAUAAAGCCUAAUCAAUGA
Molecule: messenger RNA, 1008 nt
Organism: Rotaria sp. Silwood2
Lineage: Eukaryota; Metazoa; Rotifera; Eurotatoria; Philodinida; Philodinidae
Source: the annotation of a GenBank genome assembly